AGGAUUGAUUUAGAGUCCCUUGUAUUGAACGGGCUAUGUUUAGGUCUUAUCAAUACCGUCAACUUAAUGGAUAAUUUAGAGUUUCAAUUUUGCGAUAUGUACAGCGAUUCAUUUCUUGUUUUAGACUUAAGUAUGUUUGAGAAGCCAAAAGGUCUCCUUUUUACGUUUUGUUUUUCAAAUAAGUAAUGUUUAAAAGCACAAUUACACGAAAUGUAUUGUGUUUGUUGUCUUUAAAUAUACAUGGAUUGAUUGCCACGUUAACAAAACUGGAUUAGCAGCGAAACUCUGGUGAUUAAUUAAUUUAUACCAUAAAAUGCUUCUGCUGUAACGUUGAUGUUGUAUAUGACUCGGAGGUUAACAUUUGACGUUAACGUAUAUGACGUAUUUCAACCAUGAGGCCGAAACCCGUGUUGGCUAUGGUAAUAAUCGACACGAUACUGAUGAGCGACCACGUGCUAGGACAAGUUAUAUUAUGCUCAAGGCACCUAUCUCCAUGGCCGGAAGCGAUGAAAAAAUGUUUGGCUAAUAACGGUCUUCCGUUACGUGCGCCUAGACAUACAGAAGGACCAUUACCUUCAUUCGAGCUGAAGAAUGGUAUUCAGGGAUGGACUGGAGAUUAUACAUUAAACAACAACCAAGGUGAAAUUGAACGAUGCGGAUAUCUGCAUAUAAAUGAUUACCUAGUUCCGUCAGGAGGCGUUCAGUUCGCUGAUUGUGAUCAGAGCAAACACUACAUUUGUUGUCACCCAAAUAAAGAUGGUCCGUGUACAGUACAAAAUUACCAUGUCUACACUGGUCCAUGGUAUGAGGCCACCAAAUGUGCAGUUAACGUGACAAUAGAAGACCUUAUCACUAUUCAAGCACCACCUGGUGCUUACUGGACAAUGGAAAAGGAUGGGCCGAACUGGAGCAGCAUUGACGGACCGAACUUCCCGAUGGAUCAAUUGCAUUCUUGUGGUACAAUCAGUGGUUCUCUGGACAAAUUCCGUCAGCCAGAAUUUGAAGACUGCAAAAGCUCCUUUAUAGUACUUUGCAUAUUUGAUACACAUCCUCUUUACACGUUCGACUUCGCCAGUACCUGUUUUAAAGGAAAUCCGGUCGUGCAAGUUUCUACAUCCUCCUCAACUGCAGCAUCUUCGACGACGAUAGCGACGAUGUCAACUAUGCAUUCCACAGUAAGCGUAAUUAUGAACGAUACAGUACAGCCGGUCACUGAUACUGUUACACCAGCAAAUACAGCCACAGUUGAUAAUUCUACAGAUCCGUUUGCUUCACAUCAGCUUGAAACGACACGGCAGAACGAUGGAAAACAAUAUAAUGAAGUGACGAUUGCGUUAGCAGCUGGCUUUGGUGUAAUUUGUAUUGGUUGUGUACUUGCUGUGGGCAUAUUCGUUUACAGGCGUAAAACGGCAGCAAGAAAGCAAGACGCCGUGUCAGUUGAAUAUAAGAAUGGCGUUGGUUCUACUAGCAAUGUCUGUAUAAACAACACAAAAAGAGGACACACAAAUGCCGCUUACGUUAUAGGCUCAAUGCACACGGCAGACUUGUAUGAUGAACUGCCAGGAGAUAACGACCAUAAUGUCUAUGUAAGAGACCCACAUACGUCGCAUUUCCAGGGACAGGAUAAGGUAGCUCACAAGCCGUGUUUUCAUCACUUGUCGGCUGUUGAAGACAUACAAGUGUACGCACUGCCGAAGAAGAUGAACGGAGAUCAAGUUGAGGUUAAGAGUGAUUACUCUGAUAACGCGUAUCUGGAGCCAAAGCGAUCGAAUCACAAUAUCGCAAUUAAUGUUGAACCAAGAUUUGAUUCUGAUGAAGAAUCAUUUGUGGACGACUUCUCCUCCGAUGAAUCUGAUUUUGAUGGACCGGCUCACUACAUGAACGAAGAGUCUAAGGAGAACGAUCCGACAAGCACAUCUGACGGCUCCGACCCCGACUGUUAUUAUAACGACACCGGUCUAUAUCAGGACAUUGCCUGUGACGCAGAGCCCGUUGUAGAACAAGCCAUACCAGUGAUAACGGACAACGAACAGUUUGAGAUAACAUUACAAGAAGAUAGCGAUGGUGAGAUUUAUGAAGAAUAUUCGUGCGCAUAAUCAAUGGUUUUAGUGUAAAGCUCAAACAUAACCUGACAUUCGCAAAAUGCGUCCAUAAAUACCUUAUGUAUAAAUGAGCCUUUAAAUUCAGCAAUGCCUUAUUUUCAUAUGUUUUCGGCAAUAUACAGUGAUCAUAAUAAAUAUGGACGCAUAUACUAUAAUUGAAUUAUUAUGUUUUUAAAAACGAAUAUUACACUUGUGUUUGAAAACUCAAGUAUAGACCAUGCGUUACUUAUUAUAUGUGAUUUUUUGUGUGACAAUUAAACGGCUAUUUGUUUCGAUGA
Molecule: messenger RNA, 2380 nt
Organism: Dreissena polymorpha
Lineage: Eukaryota; Metazoa; Mollusca; Bivalvia; Myida; Dreissenidae
Exons: 9
Coding region: 393-2096 (567 amino acids)
Source: RefSeq, a predicted model, not a curated record